AUGGGGGACGAGCAUUCAGAGAGGAUGGAUAAGAUUGAGAAGAAGCAAGAAGAAAUCAUGGGUCAGUUAUCAAAAAUUUUGGAGUUAAUAUCUACAGAUAAAGGAAAGAAAGCGGCAGGGAGUUCUGGUACACCAGAAGACGUUCAACAGACAGAAACCAAUACAGACCCCGUGUAUCCACCAGGAUUUACACCUCCACCUGCAAGGAAUGCUUCUAUUCCCAUGCCAUCCGUGGGUCAAUAUCCAUUUUUUGGGAUGCCAAUAGGACCACCACCGACUUAUGCUCAACAAAGGCCAAUUGGAGGGGCAAGUCCUUCAGAUCCCAUCUCUGUACCUGAUUUGGAUGAUCCAAAGGAACAAGAGAAGCUCAAAUGUGGAUCCGUUGAAUCGAAAGAUAAUCCCGAUACUCAUCAAAAAUUUGACCUUUUUGAGGAAAGACUGCGCAUGGUAGAAGGAAUGGGAAUGUAUUGUUCUAUGGAUGCAAUUGAGCUUUGUCUGGUUCCAGAUGUGGUUAUACCCCCAAAGUUCAAAGUUCCAGACUUUGAGAAGUAUGAUGGAACCAAGUGCCCGGUCACACAUAUCACCAUGUAUUGUAGAAGGAUGGCCGCAUAUGCUCAUGAUGACAAACUCUUGAUACAUUGCUUCCAAGAUAGCCUUACUGGUGCUGCAGCAAAAUGGUACGUCCAACUGGACCGCAAUCGAAUCCACACGUGGAAAGACCUUGCUCGGGCGUUUGUAGCUCAAUAUAAGCAUGUUACAGAUAUGGAUCCGGAUCGCCUUUCUUUACAAAACAUGGAGAAGAAAACCACUGAAAGCUUCAAAGAAUACGCUCAAAGAUGGAGGAAUGUGGCCUCUCAAGUUCAGCCACCAUUGACUGAGAAAGAAACCACUGUAAUGUUUGUUAACACCUUGCGAGCCCUUUACUACGAACGAUUGGUUGGUAGUGCCACAAAGAACUUUGUUGAUAUGGUGAUUUCGGGAGAAAUGAUAGAAACUGCCAUUAAGCAAGGGAAGAUAGAAGGAGGUGAUAUGACAAACACAAGGAAAGGGGGAACUUUCAAGAGGAAAGAGGGAGAAGCCCAAGCCAUCACUUCAGGACAACACCAAGGAGGAACAUACAACCCUUACCAGCCAUACCUACCAUACCCCUAUUACCCAGUUGUGAACAAAACUUCACAAAGCCCAUACCUAUACCCGCCUAUGCCAAAUGCCUUCACUAACCCGUACCCAUAUAAUCCCAUCCAACGGACAUCUUACCCCACAAAUAUUCACCCACCUACUUCCACACCUGUUACAGCUUCAACCACACAACAAACAACAUCUUCAAACAACCAUACUACCUUUGAAUCAAGAGGAUGGCGAAACAAGCAAGAGAAAGUGCAGUUUGACCCAAUCCCAAUCCCAUAUGCUGAACUCUUCACUCAGUUAGUUGCAAACCAUUUAGUAGCACCCUUUUACAUAUAG
Theobroma cacao (cacao) is the source of this 1464-nucleotide messenger RNA. NCBI's taxonomy places the organism in Eukaryota, Viridiplantae, Streptophyta, Magnoliopsida, Malvales, Malvaceae. The record is from RefSeq and is a predicted model, not a curated record.